This is a messenger RNA of Cuscuta campestris, 2303 nucleotides long. The record is from the annotation of a GenBank genome assembly. NCBI's taxonomy places the organism in Eukaryota, Viridiplantae, Streptophyta, Magnoliopsida, Solanales, Convolvulaceae.
AGCUGAACUGGGGACUUGAAUUUUUCCAGUUACAGCAGGAACACUAUCCUCUUCCAUUUCAUUUCUCCCUUCCCAUUUCUCCCCCCUGCGACAUUCCGUCACAGUUCACACUUCUGCCCGCCCCACAGACAAAUUGGAUCUACGAACACACCUUAACAUGAAGCACAAUCCAACCCAUCAACGUCCGUCCGAGCUUUUCUGGCCGCGCGUGGUGGUGCGCAAGUGGCUCAACAUCACCGCCAAAGGUUCCGACUUUAGCGCCGAUGCCGAUGCCGAUUCAGAUUGCGACUCCGAUUCCGAUCAAGAUGCCUGUAAGUGGCCACCGGAGUCGCGGUUGAAGGAUGCCGGAGGAGGUGAAGCCGAAAGGGGUGCAAAUGAAGCUGUUCUCAGGAUAAGAAGACGAAAGUCUGAGACACUUAGGGCGCAAUAUAUAAAUACAAAAGAAAUUAGAGUAUGCGCUGGCACAUGGAAUGUAGGCGGAGAAUAUCCUCCUGAUGAUCUAGAUCUUGAUGAUUGGUUAGAUGUUGACAAGCCAGCUGAUAUUUAUGUGCUUGGAUUUCAGGAAAUCGUUCCUUUAAAUGCUGGUAAUAUAUUUUGCAUUGAAGAUAGCCGCCCUAUUCCAAAAUGGGAGAACAUCAUUCGAGAAACUCUCAAUAAAAUCCCACCCGUGAAUAAGUUCAAGUCACAUAGUGACCCUCCUUCUCCGUCGAGGUUUAAGCCAUCUGAAAGUUUUUAUGAUAUUGAAGAGGAAAUUACACCAGAGUUCGAUAGUGACGAUGAUGAGGAAUUCGUUGCUUCAAAUGAAGAAUGUGAUGAAUCUGUUGAAGCCAGUGACUUAAAUUUGUCAGGAAAUGAUGCAAUUGUCCGUGCCGUUGUAUCUGCAUCCGGUGAUAGUCAUGAGCUGACAGAGCCGGUCACAGCGGGGGUUGAGAGGCCACUUCCUUCCUCAAAGAGAUUGGAGAGGUUGAAUUGCUUCAGACCUGACGAAUCUGAUGAAAACUUAGAAGAAAGUUCAAUUCAUUAUGACAAGAAAUUAACUAAAACUCUCACGGGAGUACAGAAGAUUAGCCUGAGUUGGCCAGAGCCUCCACUAUAUUAUCUUCAUCAGCGUGUUUUAGAAAUUCCUGCUUCCAUCUCAGUUGGAACAUACAGUUCUCUCUUAUCAACCUCACAUGGUCAUAAUAGACAGCCUCCUGAUGUGGCUUUGCUUGCAAAACUGGACCUUGAAUCUUUAAUAAAGUGUAAAAGAUCACCAUAUGUGAGGAUAAUAAGCAAGCAAUUAGUUGGCAUUUUCUUAACUAUAUGGGUCCGUAGGAGUUUGCGGAAACAUAUACAGAAUCUGAACGUUUCAACAGUUGGUGUAGGCGUAAUGGGCUUCAUAGGUAACAAGGGAUCAAUAUCAGUUAGCAUGUCUGUGUACCAGACUCUCUUCUGUUUCGUUUGUACCCACUUAACAUCAGGUGACAAAGAUGUGGAUGCAGUCAAAAGAAAUGCCAAUGUGCAUGAAAUUCAUCGAAGGACACAUUUCAAUACAGAACCCGGUGGUGGCCUUGCUAAAUGUAUAAAUGAUCAUGAGAGAAUAAUCUGGAUGGGGGAUUUAAAUUAUCGUAUCAACUUAUCAUAUGAAGAAACACUGGAGCUAAUAUCCAAAAAAGACUGGCCUAAGUUAAUUGAGAGUGAUCAGCUGACCAGAGAGUUUAGGAAAGGGCGAGCCUUUGACGGAUGGUCCGAAGGCAUUCUGAAAUUUCCACCUACAUAUAAGUACGAAAGAGACUCAGACAAGUACCAUGGGGAGGAUCCAAGAGCCGUGAGGCGUACCCCAGCAUGGUGUGACCGGAUACUUUCGUUAGGGAAGGGAAUGCGGUUGCUGAGAUACAGGAGAUGUGAACUUAGACUUUCUGACCACAGGCCGGUGACAGCUACUUAUAUGGUAGAGGUUGAGGUAUUCUCGGCCAGGAAGCUGCAGCGAGCCCUCACUUACACUGAUGCAGAGAUUGAGAACGAGGAAGUCGUCACGCAUUCUUUCCAUUUGACAGAAUGAUCCUGAGACCCAAUUGAUGUCAAACACACACAGACAGACACUGAUGGUUUGAUCCUUUAUGGUAUAGGUUAGCACUGCGUUUCGUCUUAUGGUAUAGGUUCUCUUUGCUGUAAAUUAUUGUUAUAUGUUCUAAGCUUGAUCCCAAUAUAUAAUCCAAGUUUUAUGAAAGGGCAGUUAUUAAGUGUUGCAUGGAUUAUCCCUUAUUUGGUAAAGUGUGUCUCACACAAAUAUUAUUUUAGUAAAAUUAAUAGUUGUGUUUAUA